Diabrotica balteata is the source of this 2048-nucleotide messenger RNA. Lineage: Eukaryota; Metazoa; Arthropoda; Insecta; Coleoptera; Chrysomelidae. The record is from the annotation of a GenBank genome assembly.
GAAGAAAUUAUCUGCAAUAACUCACGUAAAAACGUAAAAUAAAAUGAUGAAACAAAAAACAAACCGAAACCAUAAACAUUUAAAAGUUAAAGAGGACAAACAAUAUCUCCUUUUAUAAUAUACUUAUACUUUAAUUUCUGAUUAAUUAGAUAAUCCUACAGUAUUACUAGUGCUGUUUUUAUAUUUCUAUUAUUCUAGUAUCUACAUUUUAUUAUUUGGCUUAUUAAGACUAUUAUUGAUUCUAAUCCACAUUAUCCUGUAAAUUAUCUAGAAGUAAAUAAAUGGAAGUAAAACAAGAAGAAAAGAUUAAAGUUGAAAGAGAUGAUGUAGACACUGUUAUUAAAUAUGAAAUUAAAGAAGAAUUACUUGAUAUUCAUGAUCAGCAAUAUGAUAUAAAACACAGUUUGGACCAUAGUAAUGAUCUAAAUGAGGUACACCCUAAAGUUAUAAAAUGGGAACAAAAUCAAAUAAAUACCAAAAUAGAUAUCGAAGAUGUAAAAUAUGACAUUGAUAAGGACACAUCAUCAAAUCAUAACAGUGAACCAGACUUUCUUGAAGAGGAGAACAAUUCGGAUACUACAAAAAGAAUACAUGUUAGCACAUGUAAUAAAGAACAAAAUAAGAGCUGCUGUGUUCAAGAAAAAACACUAAAAAGUGAAACUUUGGAUGAACAUUUAAGAAUUUACACUGGACAAAAACCUUGCAAGUGUGAUAUUUGUUCUAAGCAGUUUUAUCAGAAAGAUGAUUUGGAGAUACAUUUGAACAAUCACAUUGGAGAAAAAUCUUUAGAAUGUGAAACCUGUUUUAGGCAUUAUACUAAAGGAAGUAGUUUGAACAGACUUGUGAGAUUGCACACUGGAGAAAAGCCUUAUAAGUGUAAUAUUUGUUUAAAACAGUUUUCUCAGAAAGUUAAUUUGGAUGUACAUUUGAGAAUACACACUGGAGAAAGACCUUAUAAGUGUGAAAUUUGUUUUAAGCAGUUUGCUUAUAAAAAUUCUUUGGAUGUGCAUAUGACAGUUCACACUGGUGAAAAACCUUACAAGUGCAAAAUUUGUGCUAAGCAGUUUAGUGAUGCGAGAAAUUUAAGAAGACAUUUGACAUUGCACUCUAGAGAAAAACGUUAUAAAUGUGAAAUUUGUUUAAAACAGUUUAUGCUACAAACCUAUUUGAAUCAACAUACAAAAGUUCACACUGGAGUAAAGUCUUAUAAGUGUGAAAUCUGUUUUAAGCAGUUUUCCCACAAAAGUAGCUUGGAGAAACAUUUGAGAACUCACACUGGAGAAAAACCAGCCACUUGUGAUAUUUGUUUUAAGCAGUUUUCUCAGAGAGGUAAUUUGGAGAGACAUUUAAACACUCACAUUGGAGAAAAACCUUAUAAGUGUGAAAUUUGUUUUAAACAUUAUACUGAAGCAAGUAGUUUGAAAAGACAUGUAAGAUUGCACACUGAGAAAAAACCUCACAAGUGUGAAAUUUGUUUUAAGCAGUUUAGAGAAGAAGAUCAUUUGGAAACACAUAGGAAAGUACACACUGGACAAAAACCUUUCAAGUGUGCAAUUUGUUAUAAGCAGUUUACUCAUAAAAGUAUUUUGGAUGAACAUACUAAAGUUCACACUGGUCAAAAACCUUACAACUGUGAUAUUUGUUUCAAGCAAUUUUCUCAGAAAGGUAAUUUGGAAAGACAUUUGAACACUCACAUUGGAGAACAAUGUUACAAGUGUGAAAUUUGUUUUAGACAUUAUACAGAAGCAAGUAGUUUAAAAAGACAUGUGAGAUUGCACACUGGAGAGAAACCUUACAAGUGUGAAAUUUGUUUAAAGCAGUUUAUGCGAAAAACCUAUUUGGAUGACCACACAAAAGUUCACACUGGAGAAAAGCCUUAUAAGUGUGAAAUUUGUUUUAAACAGUUUUCUCAGCAAAGUUACUUUAAAAUGCAUUUGUUGAUACACUCUGGAGAAAAAUCAUAUAAAUGUAAUAUUUGUUCUAAGCAGUUUUCCCGGAAUGGUAAUUUGGAGAGGCAUUUGAGAAUUCAUACUGAAAAAAAGUCCUAG